Molecule: messenger RNA, 4338 nt
Organism: Hyposmocoma kahamanoa
Lineage: Eukaryota; Metazoa; Arthropoda; Insecta; Lepidoptera; Cosmopterigidae
Exons: 25
Coding region: 1-4338 (1445 amino acids)
Molecular function (GO): protein binding
Source: RefSeq, a predicted model, not a curated record
AUGGCCAAAGCAGGGCAAGGGUCGCAUGUUAAAAAGCCUGCUGGAUCUAAAGUCGAAGUGACAAAGAUACUCGUGGACCCCAAAGAAUGUCCUUUUAGAGAAUUCAGGGACAAUGAAUUGUCGAAUGAAUAUUGGGGAAUGGGUACAGCGGCCUUCAGAGCAGUACAAAACCAACCUACGGGAAGCAAGCCAACGCCUAAUAAAAUGGCUUCCCCGACAACAAUAAACCAAUACUGGGUAGACGAACAGACUCAACCACUUCCCAGCUCAAUAAGAGACUACUUACACGAGUGGGUAAGAGCUGAGGACCUUGCUGCGAAUAGAUGGGACGCAGAAGUUGUUAUUUUUGAGGAUCCGAGGAUGACCGUGGUAGACACGCAACUUAGUCACACGCAAGUUCUACAUCGAUCCACUUACUGCAGAAAAGUCCUGUCAGCGUGUUAUAUCCUAGAAAGAACUGAUUUUACUGUGGAACACCAAUGGGAUUUAUUUACUGCAAGCUUCGGGCCAGAAGGGUGGAGGGCGCGUUACCACAUCUAUGCACCGGGGAUGAAGUCUGGUGGUGGACCACAACAUCGGCCUACCUUGUCCAAAAAUGGUUGUUACUUAGUCCGCUUGUACUACCUCGGCGCGUGGCGCUGCAUCUGGGUGUCGGAUCAAGUACCCGUCGACGCUAAUGGGUCCCCCCUGCUGCCGUUCUCCCCUCUAAUACUCCAUGUAGCUACUAAACCUAAACAGACUCCCGCUACUGUUACUUCGGGAGUGAUACAUUUGUGGCCUUUGUUGCUUUGUAAGGCACUCCUGAAACUAGCGGCUCCAGAAAUGUCACAAAUUAAUGACGACAGUUCUAACGCUGAUACGGAAGAUGAAGAAAUGUUGGAUUUCGAUAUUUUGCACGCACUUACUGGGUGUAUGAGUCAACGUUACUUUUUGCAAGAUCCAGACACGGCAUGGAAGCUGAUAACAUCUGAAGUGCCAGUGUUUGGGUGGGACGACGAUGAUGACGGAGCGAUGUCCAGCACGAACAAGACGAGAAGCACCAAGAAAGCCAGCGCCAAGGAAUCUCCUAACGUCAAGCAACGAUCCAUGCUCUCAGUGUGCAUAGAGGACAGUCAGCAAUUGCCGCCAUAUACUUUGCCUGGUGUCAGCCCCGGGUAUAGCAUGACCCUCGUCGUCACCAUGGCCAGGGAUGUGCCUUUGAAAAAACCGCUGCCCGAGCCUGAGAUCCCUCUCUGGAAGACCUACAGAUGGCUGGACUGGGCGCGCAGUCACGGUCUUUACGAGGCUUACGACUGUCCUCGCACCAGGUUCGUCAGAGUAAAUGGACUGCUAAAAUUGUCUUACGCACCUCAUCUACUGGAAGUUCAGAGUACCGAGUCGAUAACGAUGGUCUUCAGAGAAGAACACUCGAAAGCUGAUACCAAGAAAAAGGGACCAAAGGAUGUCAAACAAAAUGUAUCACAACAUACAAUGCAAACGUCGAUACUACAAAAAGAGGAGGCGAGGGAAUGGGUGCAAUUUUUGCCGCUACAAGAAUUGUCAAGAUAUAUCAAUAUUCUAUACUAUCCUAGUCAAUUCGAAUACACCUCAGCAGCCAGUAGCCCUCCACAAAGAUUGCAUAAGGUGCCAAAUAAAAAUUUAGAUAUACAAGCUCCCAAAGCGUCUCCUCUGUACUUCUCCAUCGAUGGUCCUGACGAUAACUACUUGAAAAUAUCAUUAUCAGUUCUUCAUCCACGUAUACUCUUAAACUGUGGGGUACCGAUUGAAGACUUCAUUGAAAAAGCACAUGUGUUGCUAGAAGUUUUUGAGUGGUUACGGAAUACAGAAAUCCCUUUGGCAAAAGCAUAUAUACAAACGAGAGGUUACGAUGCAGUCGAAGUCUGCUUCAAGCCUGGAAGACACUUUUGCAGGCUCUGGGUUCAUUCUCGUACUAAUUGGCAUGUAGCUAUGCUCAGUAGUUCAGUAAUACUCUUGGGCACACGUGACGUAAUUCAGAUGUCUGCAGCUAAAGAAUGCCCUUGGGUGUCCAGGUUCUUGAACAACUUGGGCGUAUCUUUUAAUAUUUGGAUGCGAUCCGACAAACCUGUAAACAUGCUCCUAGCUGAUAAGGAUUUUUACCAAUCUUACCAACCUGACCUGUAUUGGGACAAAGAAGUAGUAGGCUACAACAAAGCACUUCUCCAUUGGAUGUUCAGACAAGCCCUACAAUCUCACCUACUAAGGAGACUUCAGCCUUUAGAGUUCGAUCUCGUCUGUAAUUUUCUGAGAAAGUUAUUCAAAGAUCCAGACUUCGGAUUUCCCCCAAAACCGAAACCUUCAAGGGAUUUGCGAGAAAUUAUCUCUAAAGAUCCUUGUGACUGUAUUAUACCUGUAUCUGAGCAACUAGGGGAGGAAGAACAGCAUUCAUCACAACAUGAUCUAGACGAAAGAUCCGAGCAUACAGAACAUACAGUAACAGCUGAAGAGAAAUUGUCACCUGUUGACGACGCCAUAUUGUCUGAACUAUUAAAUCCGACAUCCAAUGUCUGCGAGCUGGCAGCGGAAGAGAUACCAUGUGGUGUAUUAAAAGAGGAAAGGGCGAAAUUGAUAAGAAAAUAUGAAGCUGCUACGCUUCUACAAGCCUCCUGGAGAGGCAGAUGGGCUCGAAAAUGUUUGACUACACCUGUAGCGGUAACGUCAGACGUAUAUAAGGUGCUAAACGAUCAUGCCUUCGGCAAUUUAGAAGCCCUCUCAGCAUUGAUGAACGAAUUCUUCGGCAUGUAUCCUGGAGCCAGAUAUGCCUAUUCUACAUCAUCAGCCUUGAGCGGUUCCUAUGGCAUACAUCAAUACACAGGCGUUGCCCUUAUGACGGCAAAAUGCAUAUGGGUUCCAUAUUUCCAAGGCGUCUUUUACUGUCACGCAUAUGUUAAAGUACAUUUCGAUGUCUUGAGUUCAUUAGAACAUAGUCUUGUCAUAGUUUACGAUAAUGAUAACGGAGAACAAUUGCCUCAAGCUUACAAUGCUCAUGUAACUUUUGAAUUUGAACCAAAUGCAUAUGGUUAUACAGUAAUGGGUUAUGGCUCCGUAAACAAACCAACAGGAGUUUUCCAUGAAGUUCAAUGGCAACUCACAGUAAUGGCUUCCAUAGAUCACGUAUUCCAUACCUGUGACAACGACCCUGACCUCUGUACUACACUACCUUUGCCUGGUGCCAGCAAAUUGCAUAUAGACGAGUUUUAUAUACCAAAUAGAAGGAAUAUUUUAGGAGGAAUUCAGAUCGCGGUCAGUAAGGUUGAAGCGGUCAGUUUCCGAGCAUCUGCUACUAAAACUGAUCUGGAAAUCGAAGCAGUAUUGCGAUCAAAGACAAAGGGAGGGGUUAUGGAAGAGCUCGCGAGAUGUAAAGGCAAAGGUGACAUUUUCUGGCCUUACAUUCGGCUGAAGCCACACGAUAAUAAUCAUAGCAGUUUACAGCUAUUAAGCAAGAAGUCUUAUUCGCAGAACAAUUUGCACGGAUCUGCGCCCAGCACAGCGAAAGAAAAGAAAGAUAAAACGGAUGCUAAGUUGAAAGAAAACGUUGAUCAAGAUAUUCCAAUAAUCACAGUACAUCAGCCGCUACCGGAUGAUCCGUAUACGGAGCUGGAGUGCUCGACUUCUGUCGGUGGAGGGGCCUUUUUAAAGAGGGACGAUGACAGGGAUCUGCUGUUUGCAAUUGCAAGAAGAUCUUGGGAAGCGAAGCAACCUGGCAGAAAUAUGAAAGGCGAAGAAAUAAGACAAGAAUUUCGAGAAGAAUUCCUGGCCUCAAUGAUUCAAACAAAACCUGCGAGCACUCAUGCAGUUGGUGAAGAAGGCUUCGUAGAAGAGUAUCUAGAAGAAGAAUCAAAAGCUGGAACCGUUCAAGGUCCUACACCUGUAUCUGAUACGAUUCUGGAAGAAUUAGAAGGAGAAGACGAAUUCCUUUACUAUACGAUGCCUGACCAAUUACGAGACAAGUUUGUGUCUCUAUGUUUUGUACCUCUAUGCACAAAGGAGCUGGUAGAAAGUGAAACUCUCUUACUGGCACCAGAAAUGGUAGAUGUAGCCAAAGCACAGCGAACCGAGCACCUUGAAGCAGCCUUAGAACGCAUGACUGAAUUGCAAAAUUACAAUGACGUUCAUGUGUUGGGGGGACAGAAACGCAGGAUCAUUUUACUGGAAAAACUUCUUGUGGAUGGUACAUGGCAACCCGACCUAGCUGAAGCCCUUGAAGAAAGAGAUGAGGCGAUAACAAGAGAAAUUCAUGAAGCUACACUUACCGCUAAGAAGAAAGUACAAGAAGCUGCUGCGGCAAAGAAGAUAGAAGUAGUGAAAAAGAAGAAGUAG